AUGAAAUAAAAUGAUGUUUUUACAAAAAGAGAAACCCUUAGACCAAUCAAUACAUUAACUUGUUUUGAUUCUGCACAUACUAAUUCAGUGUACAUAUUGAAAAUGAAAGAGUUAACUACAAUUUAUAAAUAAGAAAGUGAAUUACUUUAAGAUGAUCUUACUCAUAUGAAUCAACUAGUUAAUUCAUAAAGUGAAGAAAUUUAAAAUGAAAUUGAACCUCAAAUUCUUUAACUAAAAUAAAUGCUUUAAUAGUAAGUUGUUGAAUAUAAUCAUGAAAUGCAAGAUCAGAUAGUUUAAUUAGAAAAUAUUAGGAAUGAUAAUUUGUAAUUAGAAAAAGAAAUAUUUAAAAUACAAUAACGCUUAACUAAAUUAGAUGAUCACAUAGGAUAAUAAGUGCUAUAGAGAAAAUAUGACAUAAAGUUUUCAUGA
Molecule: messenger RNA, 429 nt
Organism: Paramecium sonneborni
Lineage: Eukaryota; Ciliophora; Oligohymenophorea; Peniculida; Parameciidae
Source: the annotation of a GenBank genome assembly